Messenger RNA from Ilex paraguariensis (yerba mate), 2140 nucleotides. Lineage: Eukaryota; Viridiplantae; Streptophyta; Magnoliopsida; Aquifoliales; Aquifoliaceae. The record is from the annotation of a GenBank genome assembly.
ACUUUACUAAGAAUUCAAUUCUGCCCUCUUUAGUUUCUGAGUUCACUUAGGAGUUAGGAACAUCUGUAGUGAGAUGGAGCAACAAGUGAAAAAGAGAAACAGGGGUGAGACAAGAGAAGUUGAUGAAGAUAAGUGGGUGCAUGACUCAUCAUUGGAUCAUAAAGGAAGAGUUCCCCUGCGAGGAUUAACUGGCGUUUGGAAAGCGUCACUCUUCAUUAUAGCAAUUGAGUUUAGUGAGAGGCUGAGCUACUUUGCAAUAGCUACAAAUCUUAUCUCAUACCUCAACAAAGUGAUGCAUCAGGACCUCAAAACAGCAGCAAAAAAUGUAAACUACUGGGCAGGAGCAACCACAAUUAUGCCUUUAGUUGGAGGUUUUCUUGCUGAUGCUUACACCGGUCGAUUCAUUAUGAUCCUGCUUUCAUCUAUCAUCUAUUUUAUGGGUCUGAGCCUCUUGACAAUGUCUGAAUUCAUCCCAGGCCUAAAGCCGUGUGAUUUGGAAACAUGCACCCAUCCCGGGAAAGUUCACGAAGUGGUCUUCUUCCUCGCAAUAUACUUGCUCUCUCUAGGGACUGGAGGACACAAACCUUGCUUGGAAAGCUUCGGGGCUGAUCAAUUUGACGAUGAUCACUUAGAGGAAAGGAAGCAGAAGAUGUCUUAUUUUAACUGGUGGAACUUCGCUCUUUGCAUUGGGCUCUUGCUUGCUGUAACAUUGAUUGCUUAUGUGCAAGAUUAUGUGAGCUGGGGUGUUGCGGAUCUCAUUCUCACUGUUGUUAUGGGCAUUACGAUUGUAAUCUUCUAUCUUGGAAAGCCUUUCUAUCGGUAUAGGGUGCCAGAAGGCAGCCUCUUCACACCAAUGUUGCAGGUCCUGGUUGCAGCCAUAAACAAGAGAAAUCUACCAUAUUCGUCGAGUCCUGAUUUAUUAUAUGAAGUUCCCAAGUCACAAAAGUUCCAAGGAAGGUACCUAUGCCAUACUAGUGAUCUCAGAUUUCUUGACAAAGCUGCGAUAAUUGAAGACACUCAGAAUUUAUCAGCCGAGAAAGGAGGAAGUCCAUGGAGACUAGCAACAGUGACUAAAGUUGAGGAGACAAAACUUUUAUUAAAAAUGAUCCCAAUAUGGCUAACUUCAUUGACAUUUGGUAUAUGCGUUGCACAAGCUUCAACCUUCUUUCUUAAGCAAAGCAGCACAAUGAACCGAAAGAUUACAACAAAUUUUGAGAUCCCACCUGCUUCAGUCUACUCUAUAUCGGCCAUUGGAAUGUCACUCUCUGUCACCAUCUACGAUAAAAUCCUCGUUCCAGUGUUAAGAAAAGCUACAGGCAACGAAAGAGGCAUUAAUAUCCUCCAGAGGAUUGGUAUUGGAAUGGUAUUAGCAGUUUUAUCCAUGGCUAUUGCAGCAUUAGUCGAAAGAAAGAGGCUAAUAGUUGUGGACAACGAAAUUAUACAAGGAGGGAAAGUCGGGGCUAUAUCCAUGAGUGUAUUUUGGCUAGCUCCUCAGUAUAUAGUUCUUGGUAUAGGAGAUGGGUUCACUCUCGUCGGAAUGCAAGAGUAUUUCUAUGAUCAAGUUCCUGAUUCAAUGAGAAGCUUGGGGAUUGCAUUCUAUCUGAGUGUGAUCGGGGUUGGAAGCUUCUUAAGCAGUUUCCUAAUAAUUCUCACAGAUCAUAUCACAAGGAAAGGUGGGAGAGGGACAAGUUGGUUUGGGAAGGACUUGAACAACAGCCAUUUAGACAAGUUCUACUGGUUGGUGGCAGCCAUGAAUGGGUUGAAUUUGUGCAUUUAUGUGUUCUUGGCAAAGAGGUAUUCUUACAAGAAUGUGCAGAGAAGGGUGGUUGUGGCUGAUUUCAAUGCCAGUGAUAGGGCAGAGUCAGUUGCUUGACAUUCUUGUAGUUCAUGGUGGAGUUGGAUGAAGAAUGCUGUCAGUUUCUUUCUCAAUAUCUGUGAAUUUGUGAAGCAGCUUGAAGCUUUGAGCUUCAAUUCUUGCAGGAGCUGCUCAUAAGACCAAUGAAGUAUUACCAAUUUGUGUCUCUCUUGGUGCUAUUAUGUAGGAAGAGAUUAGAAGAGCCAAGAGAGAGAAGGACAAAUUCUUAGGGUCCAAUGCUAGCCAAGCUAGUCUGGACAUAUCCCUGACCUCAUGUGCUUGGCC